AGUACUCUUGGACAGAGUGAGCAGUACUACUCUUUAUACACCGCCUGUGUCUGAAAAAGAAAUGCAAUGGCGACCCUAAUGUAUCACAUGUUGUCAUCAUCUUCACUGUUAUCUCUAGGACUUUAUCAUCUCAUCUGCACCACCAGAAACCGCCUUAAAUCGACCGUCGGCGGCGACUACACCGCCAAACCCUACCACCCUCUUUCCUUCACAUCUCAACCACAUCUCCGCCGUCUACCUCUUUACAUCCUCCUUAUAUGCCUAUUGAUUUCCUUAAUCCACCAAUCACUCGUAUCUUUCGAUGCUGAUCCUCUCUUAAAAGGCCAUACACCUGUCCACAAGUUCACUUCUCUACAAUCAGCUGCUGUUGUUUUCGCGUUUCUUAUACUUGUUUUGUUCAUUGUUGUCUCGGAGUCGAGUAAUAUUCUUCCCGUACAGUCUGAUCUGUUUUUUGCGAUUGCUGGUGCGCUUUUUUGGCUUCAGUAUUCGGUUUCGGAAUCGAGUGCUUCUGUUCAGACUUCCGAUCUGCAAGCGAAAUGUGAUUCGGUUUCUGCGAGAAUUUCUGCCAUCUCUGCGUUGCUUUGCGUUGUGAUCGCUUUUCAACCUAGGGUUUUCCUUACCGAUGUUGCGCUCGCUGGUUCUAUUUGUUUACAGGGACUAUGGGUUCUACAAACUGGACUUUCGCUUUACGUUGACGCAUUUAUACCUGAUGGUUGUCAUAAGUUGUUGGAUGUUGUUACUGGUGUAGAAGGUUCAACUAAGUGUGAUUUGGAGGACUCUAAGCUUAGGGCUGUUGCUAUACUCGAUUUGGCUUUUGUAGUUCAUGUGAUGUUUGUGUUGCUCAUCGUUGUUGUUACUUAUGCUGCCGUUGCUAAAACUGUUGGCAUUAGGAGAUUUGGCUCUUAUGAGGCUUUGCCAAAUACAGACUCAAAUAUUAUACAGAUGAAGGCUAUGACUGGAACUCAGGCUUGAUUUAUUCAUGCAUUAGCUUACAGGGAGGAGUGGCAUACCAGUUAGAGUUCAGGCUGAUGGGAGUAGAAGCAGCUUCUUUUGUACUGGCCCAAUACUUUUGAGUUAGAUUGUAUUUUAUUUGGACAAAAUGUUGUAUGAAAUGUCAAAGGCAGUGUAAUUCAGUAGGAGGAGGAAGUUUUGACUCCUGCCUUUUAAUCCUAUAUAUGCUAAACUUUCAAUCUUGUGUCGAA
Lycium barbarum (goji berry) is the source of this 1202-nucleotide messenger RNA. RefSeq lists its product as uncharacterized. Lineage: Eukaryota; Viridiplantae; Streptophyta; Magnoliopsida; Solanales; Solanaceae. The coding region runs from base 67 to 972 and encodes 301 amino acids. The transcript has 4 exons. The record is from RefSeq and is a predicted model, not a curated record.